CGAUCAGUCGGCAAUUUGCAAAAAAAAAAUAAAUUUUUUUGCUUUUCUGUGUGCAUUUGAGUGCAUUUUAAUUGUUAAUUAUAAUUAGUUGUUAGUAUUGAUUAGUAAAUACUAACAAAUAUCUACAGUAUUACCAAAAAAGAAUCAGGCAAAUUGUACUUCAUUUAAAGAUUUACGAAUAUGAACUCCAAUGAGCCGUGGAACCUUCCACAGAAGCAGGGUCUCUAUGAUCCAUCCCUUGAAAAAGAAGCAUGUGGAGUUGGUUUUAUCGUUGCAAUUGAUGGAAAACGUUCGCACAAGAUUGUUCAUGAUGCGAUGAAAUUGUCAGAACGUAUGAACCAUCGAGGUGCAUGUGCAUGUGACAAUGAUACUGGAGAUGGGGCAGGUGUUUUAUGCGCUAUUCCACACCAAUUCUACGCGGAUGAACUUCGAGAGAAGCAAGGUAUAAAUUUACCGGAAUUUGGAAGUUAUGCAACGGGCAUACUGUUUCUCGAUAAAAAUACUCAUCAGGAAACUGAAGCUUCAUUCGAAAAAUUGGCUAAGGAAUGUAAUUUAAGAGUAAUUUGUUGGCGAGAUGUGCCGACAAAUAAUUCUUGCAUCGGUCAAGUUGCACGAAAAUGUGAACCUUAUAUGCGACAAGUAUUUGUAACAAGUGAUCAUGACAUUGAAACAUUGAAUCGUAAGAUAUUUGUAUUACGAAAAAAAUCGACACAUCUUAUUAGACAGCCGGGCUUAAGGUAUUACAUUUGCUCGCUGUCUUUGAGAACUGUUGUCUAUAAAGGUCAACUAACAGCCGAUCAAUUAUGGGAAUAUUUUCCAGAUUUGAAGUCUCCAAGAUUCGAGACUUAUUUGGCGUUGGUACACACAAGGUUUUCAACAAAUACUUUUCCAAGCUGGGAAAGAGCUCAUCCACUUCGAUUACUCGCCCACAAUGGAGAAAUAAACACUCUCCGUGGAAAUGUUAAUUUUAUGAAAGCCCGAGAAGGAGUAAUGCGAAGUGAAAUAUUUGGUAGUCAAUUAAAAGAAUUAUAUCCUGUUGUUGAGCCUAAUCUUUCUGAUUCUGGUUCAGCCGAUUGUGUACUGGAAUUUUUAUGCAUGGCAGGAAAUCGUUCUCUACCUGAAGCUGUGAUGACUAUGGUACCGGAAGCAUGGCAGAAUGAUAAAACAAUGGCAACGGAGAAAAAAGACUUCUAUCAUUGGGCAUCAUGUGCAAUGGAACCUUGGGAUGGUCCUGCUUUGCUCACAUUUACCGAUGGCCGUUACAUUGGCGCUAUUUUGGACAGAAAUGGUCUUCGUCCAUCGCGUUUCUACGUCACUAAGGAUAAUGUGAUGGUGAUGGCGUCUGAAGUGGGCGUCUAUGACACUCCGCCCAGCAAUGUUAUCCUGAAGAGUCGCUUGAAGCCCGGAAGAAUGUUACUUGUUGACACUGAGGAAAAACAAAUCAUUCAAGAUGUGGAACUCAAGUUGAAAAUCGCUAGGAGCCGACCACAUUCCCAAUGGCUUAAGGAGCAGAUAACAAUGGAGGAUCUUCGACAAGCGUACAUUGCAAAUGGUGGAACAUUAGAUGAUCAUCAGAAUGGAAAUAAAAAUAAUGAAAUUACUGGAGAUAUUGAACGUGGAGUUAAACAAUUGGAAAUGAAAAUAUCGGCCGUCAAUCGUGUUUGGGGAGGUGAUAAAAGACUCGCUCUAUUUGGAUAUACUUUGGAAACUAUCAAUAUGCUUUUACUUCCAAUGAUUCAAACCAAAAAAGAAGCUCUUGGUUCAAUGGGAAAUGAUGGGCCUCUCGCAUGUUUAUCUGAAUUUCAACCACUUCUUUAUGAAUAUUUUAAACAAUUAUUCGCGCAGGUGACUAAUCCUCCAAUUGAUCCAUUUAGAGAAAAAGUUGUGAUGUCUUUACUUUGUCCAAUUGGACCCGAAAGUAAUAUUCUUGAACCAAAUGAACUUUAUGUACAUCGACUUUUUCUUCCACAACCAAUAUUAUCACUUAAUGAUCUUGAAGUGAUUAAAAAAAAUAAACAUCGUGGAUGGAAAACAAAAGUAAUUGAUGCAACUUAUCCCAUUGAGGAAGGAAUAUCGGGUCUUGAAACAACACUUGAUCGUGUUUGUCGUGAAGCUAAUGAAGCUGCAAGGAAUUCUUAUCAAAUUAUUGUAUUAUCUGACAAACAAUGUGGACCCAAGAGAGUUCCAGUGAGUAGUUUAUUGAUUUUGGGAGCGGUUCAUCAUCAUUUAAUUGAAGAACGACAGCGAAUGAAAGUGGGAAUUAUUUUAGAAACUGGAGAAGCACGAGAAGUACAUCAUAUUUGUGUUUUACUUGGAUAUGGAGCCGAUGGUAUUUGUCCAUAUCUUGUUUUUGAAAUGGCAAGAGACUUAAGAGACGAUGGAGUUGUUGAUGAUACAUUCAAUGACAAUGUCAUAUUCCAAAACUACGCUGAGGCAAUGGAACGAGGAAUUGCUAAAGUAAUGGCAAAAAUGGGAAUUUCCACACUUCAAUCAUACAAGGGAGCACAAAUUUUCGAAGCUGUUGGCCUUGCUGAUGAAGUCAUUGAAAAAUGCUUUAAGGGAACUCAAUCUCGAAUUGGUGGGGUUACUUUUAAAAUAUUGGCUGAAGAAGCAUUUGAACGACAUCAAAUGACCUUUUGGGAUAUUCCUACCGAUCAGGUAAUUAUUCGUAAUCCUGGAAUUUUCCAUUGGCGAUCGGGAGGUGAAAAACACAUCAAUGAUCCUGCGAGUAUCGCGAGUUUACAGGAAUUUGUCGAAUCAAAAGAAGUUUCGGCCUAUGAAAAUUAUCGAAAUACAACAAUGCAAGCUGUUCAAGCAUGCACUUUACGUGGUCAAUUGGAAUUGGUGACAACAAAAAAUCAAAUAUCAAUUUCUGAAGUUGAACCAGCUUCUGAAAUUGUAAAACGUUUUGCAACUGGUGCAAUGAGUUUUGGAAGUAUUUCCCUGGAGGCACAUCAAACAUUGGCAAUAGCUAUGAAUCGAAUUGGUGGAAAAUCAAAUACUGGAGAAGGUGGUGAAAAUGCAGACAGGUAUUUGAAUCAAGAUCAAGAAUUUAAUAAACGAUCUGCUAUUAAGCAAGUUGCUAGUGGAAGAUUUGGUGUUACUUCAAGUUAUUUGGCGAGCGCUGACGAUCUUCAAAUUAAAAUGGCACAGGGAGCAAAACCCGGUGAAGGGGGAGAACUUCCAGGAUAUAAAGUCACGGCAGAAAUAGCAGCAACUAGGCAUUCGGUUGCAGGUGUUGGACUCAUUUCACCUCCUCCUCAUCACGAUAUUUAUUCAAUAGAGGAUCUUGCGGAAUUAAUUUACGAUUUAAAGUGCGCUAAUCCAAAUGCGAGAAUUUCAGUGAAAUUGGUUUCAGAAGUUGGUGUUGGUGUUGUCGCUUCUGGAGUCGCUAAGGGUAAAGCUGAACAUGUAGUGAUUUCUGGACAUGACGGUGGUACCGGUGCAAGUAGUUGGACUGGAAUAAAAUCAGCGGGACUACCAUGGGAAUUGGGUAUUGCCGAGACACAUCAAGUAUUGACAAUGAAUAAUCUUCGUUCACGAAUGAUUGUACAAGCUGAUGGACAAAUGCGAACUGGAUUUGAUAUUAUUGUUGGUGCUUUACUUGGUGCCGAUGAAUUUGGCUUUAGUACUGCGCCUCUUAUUGCAAUGGGCUGUACAAUGAUGAGAAAAUGUCAUUUAAAUACAUGUCCCGUUGGAAUUGCAACGCAAGAUCCAGUGCUUCGUAAAAAAUUUGCCGGAAAGCCCGAACAUGUUAUUAAUUUUCUCUUUAUGUUAGCCGAAGAGGUUCGUUCACAUAUGGCAAGUUUGGGAAUAAGAAAUUUCCAGGAACUUAUUGGACGAACGGAUCUUCUUAAAGUUCGUGAUGAUAUAACAUUGGAGAAAGCAAAAACAUUGAAACUUGAAAAUAUAUUGAAAAAUGCGCUUACAUUGCGACCGGGUGCAAAUAUUAAAGGUGGAUCGGUGAAACAAGAUUUUCAAUUGGAAUCAAGAUUGGAUAAUGUACUUAUUGAAAAGGCAAUGCCAGUGAUUAAUGGAGAACAACGAAGUGUUAAUAUUGAAAUGAUUAUUAAUAAUGAAUGCCGAGCAUUUACGUCAACUCUCAGCUAUCAUAUUUCCAAAAAAUAUGGAGAAGAAGGUCUUCCUGAGAAUAGUAUUAAUAUUAAAAUGAAAGGCUCAGCAGGGCAGAGUUUUUGCGCUUUUAUGACAAAAGGAAUACAUGUGACUCUCGAAGGUGAUGCAAAUGAUUAUGUAGGAAAGAGUCUUUGUGGUGGUGAAAUUGUCAUUUAUCCACCGAAAGAAUCAGAUUUUGAUUCAGUGGCAAAUGUUAUUGUUGGCAAUGUUUGUUUAUAUGGAGCAACAUCGGGAAAGGCUUAUUUCCGUGGAAUAGCCGCCGAGAGAUUUAGUGUAAGAAAUAGUGGUGCCGUUGUUGUUGUUGAAGGUGUUGGUGAUCAUGGUUGUGAAUAUAUGACUGGUGGUUGUGCAGUAAUUUUAGGAUUAACGGGAAGAAAUUUCGCUGCUGGUAUGUCAGGUGGAAUUGCAUUUGUUUUGGAUGUCGAUGGAUCGUUUAAAAGCAAAUGUAAUCCCGAAAUGGUGGAAUUAUUGCCUUUGGAUCAAGCAGAGGAUAUUGAUUAUGUGAAACAAUUGCUCGAGGAAUUUGUUGAAAAAACAGAAUCACUAAUUGCUCAGGAUUUAUUGCAAAUUUGGCCUGAACCCACAACACGUUUUGUUAAAGUCUUCCCGUAUGAUUAUCAACGAGCGCUGAAACAAAUGGAGGAACAAAAAGAAAAUGAAUUGAUAAUAAAUGGAAAUACAGAUUCAGAUUCUACUGUGAAAGACAUCGAAGAUUCAGUGCCUGAUUCUGAAAUGGAACAACGCAAACUAGAUAAAAUAAAGGGAUUUAUGAAAUACGAGCGUGAAAAAAUGAAUUAUCGACAAGCGGAGAAACGUGUUAAUGAUUGGGAAGAAAUUUAUAAUUUCCAAGGUGUUCGUAAAGGAUUAAAAGUACAAGCAGCAAGAUGUAUGGAAUGCGGUGUACCAUUUUGUCAAAGUAGUCAUGGAUGUCCACUUGGAAAUAUUAUUCCAAAAUGGAAUGAUUUAGUAUUUCAAUCAAAUUGGAAGGAGGCUCUUAAUCAAUUACUUCAGACAAAUAAUUUUCCAGAAUUCACAGGAAGAGUAUGUCCAGCGCCAUGCGAAGGUGCAUGCGUUUUGGGAAUCUCUGAACCGCCAGUGACAAUAAAAAAUAUUGAAUGUGCAAUAAUUGAUCAUGCAUUUGAGCAAGGAUGGAUUACUGCUAAUCCACCGCAAACGAGAACUGGUCGUAAAAUUGCAAUUGUUGGUUCUGGACCCGCGGGACUUGCAGCUGCUCAUCAACUUAAUAAAGUUGGACACACUGUUACUGUGUUUGAAAGAAAUGACAGGAUUGGAGGAUUACUUCAGUAUGGAAUUCCAACAAUGAAAUUAUCAAAAAAAGUUGUUCAAAGGAGAGUCACUCUACUUGCCACUGAGGGAAUUACAUUCAAGACGAAUGUCGAUGUUGGAAAAGAUAUUUCUACAAAGGAAUUGAAGAAGCAAUUUGACGCGGUUUUAAUUUGCACCGGUGCAACGUGGCCUCGAGAUUUGCCAAUUCCUGGCCGACAAUUUGAGGGCAUUCAUUUUGCAGUGAGUUUCCUUGAACAUUGGCAAAAGAAACAAAUGGGAAAUGAAGCUCCAUUAGAUAUGCGACUCAUUGCAAAGGGCAAGGAUGUGAUUAUAAUUGGUGGUGGUGAUACAGGCUGUGAUUGCAUUGCUACUUCUUUACGGCAGGGCGCAAAAACAAUUACAACGUUUGAGAUUUUACCGGAGCCACCAGUAAAACGUGCUGAUGAUAAUCCUUGGCCUCAAUUUCCACGUGUAUUCAAAGUUGAUUAUGGUCACGAGGAAGUUCGUCUUAAAUUUGGCCGCGAUCCUCGACAAUUUAGCACUCUCAGCAAGGAAUUUUUGGAUGAUGGCAAAGGCCACGUGAGCGGAAUAAAAACAGUGACAGUCGAGUGGACAAAAGAUGAGAAUGGACGCUGGAAAAUGACUGAAGUUCCAAAUUCAGAAAAGGUAUAUAAAUGUAAUUUAGUUCUUCUCGCUAUGGGAUUCCUUGGGCCAGAAAAAUAUAUGGCAAGUGAGAUUGAAGCGAAAUUGGAUGGACGUGGAAAUUAUGAAACUCCUUCGGGAAAAUACGUGACAAGUUUGCCUGGUAUAUAUGCAGCCGGAGAUUGCAGAAGAGGACAAUCAUUAAUAGUGUGGGCAAUAUCAGAGGGAAGACAAGCUGCAAGAGAAAUAGAUCACGAUUUAAUGGGUGUUACAGGUCUUCCAGGUCCUGGUGGAAUCAUAUCCGGAGUUUUAAAUUAAAUAUAUUUAGCCUAUACAUAUGUAAUCAACUUUUUUGAUCUCUCGUUGCGAAUUGAUUUCACAAGUCAAUACAAAUUGAAAAUCAUUGCAAAAAGAGAGAAUUGUACGUUUUAUGAAUUUUAGCAUGCAGCUGCUGUUUUUAUGAAAAAAAAAAAAAAAAAAUUUACAUAACGUGGAAUAUGCGUUAUGAUGAAAGCUAUAUAUAUAUAUACAAAUAUAUAUAUGAACGACGAAAUAGAUCUUCUAUUCAAAUAUAUAAAUAUAUCAGAUCUGAGUGCUAUUAUAAUGACGAGUUUUGUCCGAUAACACAAUAUUGUUACAAUUAGAAAAUGAAAAAAAAAAUUUAAAGACUCGUCUUAAUUAUUUAUUUUUUAAUUUAAAUUUUUUUCUCCGAUAACGAGGAAUAAAUGAAGCAGUUUACAAAUAUUUCUCUAUUAUGAUAAGUUUACAUAUAAAUAUAUAUAAAAUAAAUAUAUAUUUCGUAAAAUCAAAAACAAUUACAAAAAAAAAAGAUAGUUUUUAGUACGAAAACGCACCAAAGGCCUCUGAAAAAAAUUACGUUGUUCGCAUAUUUAAUAAUGCUUCAAAAAUUUUUCCAAAAAGAAAAACAAAAAAUGAUUGCGCUUGUGAUAAAAUUUUGAACAAUAAUUUAGAGAAACUUUAUUUCUUUUUUUAGUGAUAAAAAAAAAGUUGUCCUUUUUUCGUGUGUAUUAAAAUUUGAAAAAUGGUCAAUUACCAAUGUAGAGCAUGCGAACGUUUACUGUUAAAAUAAUAUAAAUGUCGAUAAAUUUUGCUUAGGUGCGCUAUUAUACAUUAUGUAUACUAUAUAUAAUUAUAUAUAUUUACAAUUUUUUUUUCAUAGAUUUUUUUCAUCGAUUAUAUAAGAAAUUGCAUUCAAUUAAAUUUAUUUACAAAAUAAUUUAUUUUUUAUAUAAUUUCGUCACUUAUAAAUAUUAUAAUUAUUAUAUAUAAGGAUACGUAUCACGUUGAAAAAAAAGUGUCGUCAAUUCGAAUUAGUUUAUAGUUUAAAUAUGUCAUUUAUAUCACUGUAAAUUUUUGAUGCAUAACGAUAACUUCUGAGACAAUAAAAUUAUAUUGAAUGUUAGGCAA
Molecule: messenger RNA, 7491 nt
Organism: Leptopilina boulardi
Lineage: Eukaryota; Metazoa; Arthropoda; Insecta; Hymenoptera; Figitidae
Exons: 32
Coding region: 181-6381 (2066 amino acids)
Molecular function (GO): iron ion binding; iron-sulfur cluster binding; FMN binding
Source: RefSeq, a predicted model, not a curated record